GAACGUGUGCUUGUCCAUGUCUACUGUCUCCCACUGAUUGAGCAGUCGGAAUCUCAACCAACCAUGUCUGGCGCACCGUCUCUCAGUUCCUCCCGUCGAUGCGAGGUUGCCGAGGAAACGCUGGCUGCUCUUGACCAGAGAUCCUACCUGACAUACGACAUUUCGUCUCAAUUAGCCUUCACCAAAGAAAACACCCGCUACUAUGCUCCCGAUGCCGAGCUAGGCCUUUGGUAUUCUGCAACCUUAUAUGAAUCACCUCAACCCACGAAGAUCUCAUUGUUGAGGAUCUCCACUUUGGAGGGCGCUAAAUUACUCGCCAACCAAGUUUCGUCUCAAGUACCCAAACCCAAGGUUGGCAUACUCAAUUUUGCAUCCGCGAAGAAUCCCGGAGGAGGGUUUCUAGAUGGCUCCCAAGCUCAGGAAGAAUCGAUUGCUCGUUCCUCGAGCUUGUACCUGAGCCUUACCACUCCGAUCGCCGAGCCCUAUUACACGAAUCACCGUCGUGAUCCAAAGGGAGGAUAUUACUCGCAUGCAAUGAUCUACUCUCCUCGUGUUGUCAUCAUUCGAGAUGAUGAAGGAGCGUGGGUAGAGCCUUUGGAAGUUGACAUUGUCACAAGCCCUGCUGUCAACGCCGGUGUGGUGAGAAAAUCAUCGCAAGUCACGGCCGACGCAAUCGAGGAAGUAAUGAGGGAGAGGAUGGCGAGAAUUAUGUAUCUCUUCGAGAGACAAGGCAUCCGUAACGUUGUUCUGGGGAGCUUUGGGACUGGCGCAUUCCGUAACGACGUUGGGAUGGUGGCUAGAAUUUGGACCGACCUCCUGCUUGAGGAUGGCGGCCGGUUCCAUGGAGCUUUCGAAAACGUCAUGUUUGCUGUACUGGGAGACGAAACAUUCCAAAGAUUCAAGGAGGUAUUCUCAUCCAAGGGGGUGUCAUAGAUGUUCCUACAUGCCGACCUGCACUAAUUGCGGCAACUAAGUAAUUGCAGACGUCUGACCGCGUUCUCGCCAGUCUCUAUCUUGUAGUUUUGUGUCAGAGAUAAUUGUCGUUUUUCGUGAACCAAAUGACUUACUUUGUCUAGCACCAAGUACUGCAAUGCUGGAUACACUCAG
Molecule: messenger RNA, 1107 nt
Organism: Somion occarium
Lineage: Eukaryota; Fungi; Basidiomycota; Agaricomycetes; Polyporales; Cerrenaceae
Source: the annotation of a GenBank genome assembly